AUGGCAGAUUGGUGGAGUGAAUUGGCACGAUAUGGCACGAGAAGUGAUAUGCUGUUCUCCAGUGGGGUACGCACGACGUCAACACGAGUAGUAACACAUUGGUCAAAGAUGGCAUGGUGGAGCAACCAACAGCUUGGAUGUGCCACAGCGAACUGUGGACAAUACUAUUCUGUAGUUUGCAUGUAUGGUCCAGGUGGCAAUGAUGUCGGCCGUAACGUCUACAAUAUAGGACGCGUGGGUGCUGAAUGUCCGAACCCAGUCGGUGACGAUGGACUUUGCACUUAG
Molecule: messenger RNA, 285 nt
Organism: Cooperia oncophora
Lineage: Eukaryota; Metazoa; Nematoda; Chromadorea; Rhabditida; Trichostrongylidae
Source: the annotation of a GenBank genome assembly